Molecule: messenger RNA, 963 nt
Organism: Trypanosoma cruzi
Lineage: Eukaryota; Euglenozoa; Kinetoplastea; Trypanosomatida; Trypanosomatidae
Exons: 1
Coding region: 1-963 (320 amino acids)
Source: RefSeq, a predicted model, not a curated record
AUGUUGUCGAGCCGCCGCCAUAACAUUUUGCUGGCGCCCAAACUCAUGUUUAUUACCCGCAGCUCAACGGCGGAGCAGCAAAAAGAGGAGCUCCACGACGCCGUGCGACGCCACGAUUCUCUGGUGGCGGACAACCUGAAGCGGCGCAACGGCAGCGCCCAUGCGACUUACGAUGAAGAGGUCGCUGUGCAUUUCCCUGCGUUUCAGUUGGCAAUUCUUCCGCCCACGAACGGAGUGCACCGCGAGGGGCUUCGGGGGUCGCUUGCUACACAUGUCACUGAAGAAUUUAGACGGUUUCUUGUCCAGCCAUGGACGUCGGCGGCGAAACGACAUGUGCUUAUUGUUGGCUCUCGAAGCGUUGGAUACCUCCAAAGGCAGCUAGCGAUGGAUAAGGGUCAUAGUGUGUUCGUUGUGGAUCACGCGCUGUCGGCAUUGCUGGAUGCAGCCACCGCGCUGGUGCCACGGUACGGCCCGCGAGUGCAUUUUGUUCGCAGCGACGCACCAUUUUUGCUGCAGCGCCUCAUGCCGCCUACCACAGCCGAUGUGUGCGUCGUGCCGAUGCCUGUCCCUUUCUGGUCGGAAAGCGGGAGUUACCGACGUCUUGUUACGCGGGAAUUUCUUUGUUUGGUUCACAGAGUACUGAGGGUGCGUGAGGGUCCUGCAGAUCCGCGCGGAAUUGUCACUUUUACAGACACCGCACCACUCGCCGAGUUUAUGAUGGAGCAGCUGGAGGAGAGCCGACUGAUUGUCCCGUGGACGCGGAAGGACCCCGCAGAAAUUUAUGGCCGCUGGCUGCCGAUUCAGAGCCCGCCGGACCGCGAGUUUCAACAGCAGCGUUUGGGCGACGUCGUUGCGUGGGCCGCCUCGAAAAGCGGACCGACUUCAACGCAGGCCGAAGAGGCCGUGCAGUCCUUCGACUACAAACGGCGCUACUACCGUGCACUCUCUCGACAAGAGGCGUGA